Exserohilum turcica Et28A is the source of this 1725-nucleotide messenger RNA. RefSeq lists its product as uncharacterized. The record is from RefSeq and is a predicted model, not a curated record. The transcript is spliced from 4 exons. Gene Ontology annotation, cellular component: COP9 signalosome. Bases 31 to 1437 code for a protein of 468 amino acids. Lineage: Eukaryota; Fungi; Ascomycota; Dothideomycetes; Pleosporales; Pleosporaceae.
CCACAACCACGACACACGACAAACUCCACAAUGGCGUCCAGCAUCGAGCAGUCGCCCUUCUUCCAACAGCAGCGGGCCAAGGGCGAAAUUAUCGUCAAGGACCCUCCCAAAUUCGAUCUGGAAUCUUAUAUUGCUAAUUACACUGGAUAUACACGAAUCGAUCGUCUCUACCACAUUGGCGCUCACUCGCCAUACCUCGCCGUCGACGCAUACCGCCUCGCCAUUGCGGAGGCCAAGAAGGGCAAGAAUGUCGGGCUGUACACAAGACUCGUUGAGGAUUUUCGCAGUAUAGCGCCAAACGACCCCGCUGCCUUGGUAGACACAACAUGGGCUGAGAAGAAGACGCGGGAAGUUCGUGAGGAGCAUGACAGGCUGGAGCACGAGUUGAAGUCGUACAAGAACAACUUAAUCAAGGAGAGCAUACGAAUGGGCAACGAGGAUCUCGGUCAUUUCUACUACGACACGGGCGACUUCAUCAAUGCACUCAAGGCAUACACGAAGAUGCGCGAGCAUUGCACCUCGCCAAAGCACCUCGCCGACAUGACUCUCCGCCUUGUUUUCGUCAGCAUUGCGCAAAAGUCAUGGACAAACGUACUGGCAAAUCUCGCAAAGUCGGAGGCUACUCAGGUCAAGGGCGAGGAGAAGGCCAAACUGGAACCCAUCAUAUCGGCGUGCAGCGGUCUGUGCCAUAUGGCCAUGGGUAGCUUUAAGGAGGCUGCAACAGCGUUUCUCAGCACAUCGGCGACAUACCUAACUGCUGAGCCAGCGGCAUACAUCAAGUGGCAGAAGGAAGUCAUUUCGCCAAACGACGUUGCGGUUUACGGUGGUCUCUGCGCUCUUGCAUACAUGGACCGCAGUGACCUGCAAAGCAAAGUUCUCGGAAACACAGAGUUCCGUAACUUUCUGGAGCUCGAGCCGCAUAUCCGCCGCGCCAUCAACCUUUUCUGCAACUCAAAGUACAGCGCUUGUCUUGAAGUGCUUGAGGGCUACCGCAACGACUACUUGCUCGACGUGUACUUGUCAAAGAUUCUGCAUACAAUCUACAGCCGCAUUCGUAACAAGAGUAUCGUACAGUACUUCAUACCCUUCAGCUGCGUCACGCUGGAUGAAAUGUCGUCCAAGUUCCCGCCAGCCGAAGGCAGGACCAUUGAAGAAGACUUGGAAGAGAUGAUCAAGAACGGAACCCUCGACGCACGGAUAGAUCUUGUCGACCGCCUCCUUACGUCUCCUCCACGAGAUGCUCGUCACGACGUGCAAGAAGAUGCCCUUAAGAUGGCUGAGACGUACGAACACACGCUUCGCCUCCGCCUGACGCGUCUGAACAUGUUGGCAGCCGGGCUGGAGGUCCAACCAAACAAGACUGGCGAUAAACCGGCUGGUAUGGGCAGUAGCAUAGGCGAUACUUUCCGCGGUCUAGGCUCUAAGAUAGGCUUCUAGAAGGAGCUGAUAAAACGACCCAAACGUUGUAAUCAUGUGCUGACUAACGAACCGAAAGAUUAUGCAGGAGAAUAUGCAACGUGGUUCAGCGGGGGAAUCAGCUUGCCCUUUCGACCCAAGCGCAGAAGUACGGGUUAGCAUUGCGAGGCGUUCUUCUUCUUCUUGUUGUCGUUCGUGUUGAUGAUGAUGAUGAUGAUCGUUAUUUUUUUUUUCUCUGUCUUUUUUUUCAUUUUCAGGACAGUCUGGCGCACAUGCAGAGAUGCAGGAUACAGGGACAGGUACGGGCAU